Messenger RNA from Monoraphidium neglectum, 213 nucleotides. RefSeq lists its product as hypothetical. Lineage: Eukaryota; Viridiplantae; Chlorophyta; Chlorophyceae; Sphaeropleales; Selenastraceae. Gene Ontology annotation, biological process: acetyl-CoA metabolic process. The transcript has a single exon. Bases 1 to 213 code for a protein of 70 amino acids. Gene Ontology annotation, molecular function: hydroxymethylglutaryl-CoA synthase activity. The record is from RefSeq and is a predicted model, not a curated record.
AUGCGCCGCCUGGAGGCCCGCCACCGCCGCGGCGCGGCCGACUUUGCGGCGGCGAUGGGCGCGCUGCAGGCGGCGCACGCGGCGGCGCCGUUUUCGCCUCAGGGGGACGUGGGCGAUCUGGAGGAUGGCGCCGUCUACCUCGAAUCGAUCGACGCGGACCAUCGGAGGCACUACGCGCGCAAGGGGCGCGCCCCUGCGCCCGCCGCGGCCUGA